Messenger RNA from Symbiodinium necroappetens, 6117 nucleotides. NCBI's taxonomy places the organism in Eukaryota, Dinophyceae, Suessiales, Symbiodiniaceae. The record is from the annotation of a GenBank genome assembly.
AUGGGCAAAGCGCGCACCAAACCAGUGGUCCAAGCCAGAGUUGUGGAGCCUGCUUUCGUGGUGGGGUUGCUCUAUGCUUUGUCUACAUCCGCUGGCCCUGGUCGGGUGCUGCUUCAAUGCGUUACUCUGGCCUUGUUUUCUUGCAUUCGGUGGCGCCACCUCCAGCGCUCUUACUUUACACACUCGGACGGCACGUUGCUGCACGCUCAUUGUGUUCAGGGUAAGCGGCGCGUGCAAGGGGUGAGGCCUCCGUAUUCCUGGACAGUUCCCCUUCUGGAUGGGCUCUGUGCGGGGCUGCCGGGUCUACCUGCUUCACCUGACUGGGCUCAGGGUCUCAGCGAGCUGUUCGCAGAUUUGGCCCCUCGGGUGCCUGCGGGCACACAGCCUUUCCUGGUGCCUCGUAUUCGGCGGGAUUCCAGUGGCUGUUGGGCCCUGGGGGAUGUUCUUUGCCAGCCCAUGGGAUACCGUGCGUUCACUGAAGCCUUCAGAGGUGUGUUGGUUCAGCUGGGCGAGGGGCCCGACUCUGAGUCUUAUACCUUUAAUUCGCUUCGUCGGUUUAUGGCGACUUUGGCGAAUUUUCUUCAUUUGGAUCCCCAGCAGGCGCAGGCCAUAGGACACUGGCAGGAGAUUCCUCACGGUUCUUCGGCCGGUGGUGGCGGCUCCUUGGACUCUAUGAGGGCUCGCUUCCCUAUGGCGGAGCGUUACUCAGGAGUCAAGCACCAAGUGGCAGGACGGGUGCAGCUUGCUUGCGUGGCUAUCUUUUUCGAUAUGGUCCGACAGGCCUUGCCAUCACCCCUUCCUCCGAACUGGAACAGUCAGGUCUUGACAUGGGGUAUGCUAGAACGCUUCAGGCCGUCUUCUGAGGCUGUCUCUGCCCUACUUCGCAGGCUGGGUUCGGUCGCGGAGCCGGGUACCAAGGAUCAUCCAUGGUUUAGCGCGGAGAUCUACGCGCAGCUUCUUGAUCCAUUGGAGGAGGCAGGCCGUGCUCCAGUGUUUCGGGCGCGGGGCCGGGGUGCAAGACAUCAUCAUACAUCUGGGCGUUCUGCACCGGCUUCUUCGUCUGCAGCAUUAUCACCUGUUGUACCGGCCGAAGUUUCUUUGUCUGGAGGGGAUCAGCUGUCUUCGUCGGAUGCCUCUGUCUCAACAGAGGAGGGUAUUCCGGCGGGGCAGUCUGCUUUCCCGAAUCACUUGCUUGUGGCUGAGUUGCAAUGGUUCGUCACAAAGCGCAGCAAGAUAUGUCAUAUUGUUCAGGAGGAGGCGGAUGGCUUGUUGAUCCCUUGGUGCCGUAGCUCGGCUUUCUCGGGCUCUCCGAUCGAGCGUGGCACUAAUCCCUGUGCCCAGACGUUGGUCAUUUGCUUGGGAUGUAUGCGCCGCAUGCCCGCCGACACCCGGGAGGCCAUCAAGCUGGGUUUGGAUGAUAAACCGCCGACGUCUCCUUCGCCGCCUUCGGAGCUCGACUGCGGGUUCUACGGCGACAUCUUCGGGCUCGACUUCCUUCCCAGCACCGCCGCCUCCGAGACCAGAUCAGGCCCCACCGUAGGCAUUUUUGCCGGGAUUGUCAUGAACAAGGAUAUGGAGCCUAUUCUGAUUCCGAUGACUCUGGUCCUCCUCGCAUUGAAGAUGGACAGUGUUGGUUUCAUCGUAUUGCCGCAGCCUGUUUCAACCCAUGCUUCUGAUGGGGGGCUGGCAUCCUGCUUGGCCAUCGCUAGGGUUAAGCCCGAGCUGGCCACCUUCAUGAAGGAUGUCUUGAAGAUGGAGUCUCUUCAGGAUUUCUUCUUUUACGUGGCCAAGGAUGCUUGGGAAGCCGAGUUGGACACCAAGGUUGUGAAGCCAGCUGUGGAAGCAUCCGUCAUUACUGAAGCCAUGAAGCCCAUCCAGCUCGCUCGUGUCAGGAUGGCCUGGCAGUCCACAGCGAAGCUUCAAGAUGCCUCCGACGCUCAGUUGUCAUCUUCCAAUUCAGUUGACGAGCCACUGCCUGAGACAGCCAGACAGUUGCUGGACCAGCGGUGGAAGAAGAGGUACCCGGAUUUCACUUUGGAUCCGGCUCUCAUGGGGGCCUCUGCAAUCAUUCACCGACUUUAUCGGGAGUGGAUUCAGGGUCAGCCGACCACAGUUGUAGACCUCCAGAAGAUGCGCACCGCAUUGGCCGAGCGAUUUCAGGGUGACAAGCUGCAGAUCGCUCUUGGGGAUGCCACGUUGACGGUUACAGAUUAUGCAUCGACUGGGUCGCGGGUUCAGUUCAGGAGCGUUUCCCACUUCUACCUGCUGCACAGGACGUUGACCAACUGCUGGGCUUACGUUGGCAGUGUGGACGUGGAGUCCAAGAACCAGCCUGGGACCCAGGUUGCCAUGAUGUCUUUUCAGCAGGCCUUGGGGUACUCCGACACCAUCCUUCGCAAAGCUGUGGAUGUUGCAGAGAGCGCUCAGCUGGGCUGGUUGGCCAAGAACGAUUCGCUUACUCGGUCGCGCAUGGCAGCCCACAUGAUGCAAGGCUGGCCACCAGGUGAAGCUCUAACCAGGGCGAUGUCUGAGACGGUGGAGUGGGCUAUGCUUCCUGUGCCAGGUGCUGGCGAGCUUCGAGGCCCAUCGCACUCACCUCUGGAGAGCUUGGGUCGUGAUCCAGCAUCGAAGAGGGCGGCAGAGACUGCUCAAGCCUCGGAUGGCGUGGAGAGGCCUUCAACGAUGAUCGAGCAUGUCAGCGAGUUCGUGUUGGAGAGCAGUGCCCCGACGGAUGGCACCUUUGCGACCGGAAGCUCGCAUCGGGCAGAGGCUGCGGUGGCAAGCAUCGCAGGGCGCGAAAUUCGCGCUGCUGGGGAUGAUGAUGUCGCAGCCACUGGUGAGCCGGGUGAUGCUCGCGGCGAUUGCGUUCCUCAGAACGGUGCUGUGCAAAGUCAGCUCUUGGACUCUCGAGAGGGUCACUCCGACUUGAGUCGCCAUCGUUGCGGCGAGAUGGAUUCUCGCUCGCAUCAGCCUCAGGAGCUCAGGCGCAUUUGCAGCGAGAUCGAGGGCAUGCCAGAGGCCGAAGGGUUGAGAGUCUGUGCCUUUAUCGAGGACGUCGCUAGCAGCCCUCGUGAUGUUCUUCGUUGCUAUAGUCAGUCGAUGUCUGCUAAGCCAAUUUUGGUCAGAGCGGCGCAGUUUGGUUGGGUUCAUCGAGAUCGAUUAUUUUGGCUCAGGUUCAUCAAUGAUUUUUCUGGAGUGCAGUUGUGUCAGGGAGUCGGCGUUUCCGAGUCAGAGCGGUGUUGGACAAUGAACUUGUCAUUGGCCAAGCCUAUACCCUCUGGAGUGAACUUAGAACGGGGGUUCGCGCUUCACGUGGAUCCCAAGGCUAAUGUGCUAGAUGCAUCGUUGCCUCGCAUUUUCACUUUCACCACUGAGUUCCCUCACCCUUUCGAUGGCGGUCAUUGCGCAUCUGCCCAAGCUGUUGCUCGCUUCAGGGAGGACUCAGGUCGAUUUCCGGUGGAAGCGUAUGAGGACAUUUCCUUGGCUUGGAGGCAGGGAGAGUGGCGUACGCUCACUCCUUCGGAGCGCGCUUUGAUUCACUGCUUGCCGCCGGAUGCAGUGGGCACUAGUACUCUUCAUCAUGUGCCUCGGGAUCGUCGCACCAAGAUCAGAAACUCAUGGGUCGGUAGCAGCUCUCACAUCCCCAGCUUGGUGCUCAUCUUGUUGGUUAUGAUAACAGGAGUUCGCGCGUCCCAACCCAUGCAGUGUGUCUUUGAACAGCACCUGCGGGGCUCAGUACCAGGAUCCCCCUUUGAUGACGUUGCACUCAGGGCCUUCCCUGGACAGCGCACCGUCAACCAGGUGGUCGGGGAUGUACGCGCUAUCCUUGCCGACUGCCCUGGAUGCGCAGAUGCGCCGCGGCAUAAGGUUCUCAAACGAUUGCAGGGACAUGACAUUCAUCCCCUGUUCUCUUUCAAGCUCUUUUUAUGGCAUCGAGGACGUGAUGAGGUCACCGAGGGCCCCGCUUGGCUGGGUCAGCGCAAUAGGGCCCUGCUUCAGGCAGCAGUUGGUCGUCAGAGAGCGGCAGGUGAUUCCAAGAAAGGAUUAGAUCAUUUGCUGCCGCCCGGCCUUGACAAGAGUGAACACAUCCGAGAGGCAUGCUCUUUGGAUUCCCCGUUUGCAGUAAGCAGUGUUGUCGAUCCUGAUUUGGAUUAUGCUGCUUGGGCUUUAGGGGUCUGGGGCCCGCUCUUGCCUCGCUGGCAAGAUGGCGUCAGGAAAUGCUUGCAUCGCUUAGUCAAGGCGUUCAGUCCUGUGGAAGAGUUCUUGAUGGCACGCUCUCCAGUAGCAGGGUUGUCUUCACGCUCCCCUUUGACUUUGGCGGUGCUCACUGUGCUGUUGGACUGGCCCGACGUCACUCAACCGCUCAGGUACUUCACGGGAUUCAAAGCAGUUGGUUCUAUUGAGCCCACAGGAAUCUUUCGCGAGAUUCCUCACACACUCCAUGUUCCCGAGGACGAGUUCUUAGGCCAGCAUGCCCAGGACUUCGUUCAGGAGCUUGUGCAUCGCAGGCCGUCUUCGGACGCUCAAGCCAUUUGGGAUCUUACUCAAGAGGAGUGUGCUAAGGGAUGGUGCUCCGGCCCCUUUUCAGUGGCGCAGCUGGACCAUAAGUUUGGCCCGGGUAGGUGGCGGCCUGUUCCCAGGUUUCUCAUAACUCAGGCCAGUGGAAAACAACGCCUCAUCGACGAUGCCAAGCAAGGUUCUCACAACCUGGCAACGGACAUGGAGGAGACGAUUUACACCAUCGGCAUUGACAGUCUUCCUGUUUACGUUCGUAGAUUGGCCAUCGUGGUAAUUCACUUCUGUGGAGAGUUGCCACAUUGGUUCCUGCCUACAGCGUGCAUCAUGGAUUUGCCCGACGCCUACCGAGGUUGCCCUGUGGACCCUCAGCAGCGCGGCCUUACAGUAGCCGCCACCUUCGAUCCGAUAAAACGUCGUUGGUGCUUUUGGGUGUACACAGGAUUACUUUACGGAUUGGCAUCUGCUGUUCUUUCGUUCAAUCGUCUGCCUACAUUUCUAGUUGCUGCAGCGCGACGCUUGUUAGCUGUGGCAUGUGGCGCAUACUUUGAUGAUCUCUUUGAUGUGGCUGUGCGUAGCAUCGCUUCUGCUAGCCAGUCAGCUCUGCUUCAUAUCCUGUCGUUGGCGGGCGCGCCGCCUGCUCCGGACAAGACCCAGCCUCCCCGUGCCAAUUUUGGGUACUUGGGAGCUUCUUUUGACUUCUCUAUGGUCUUUGAUGAGGGUACUAUCACAUGUGGCCCCACGCAGGCGUCCCUGCACAAGUUGUUCGAUGCCGUGGAGUUGGCCACCGAGUCGCAGCAGCUCACGCCGGCCCAGGCCUCCAAGCUUAGGGGGCAGGCUGGUUGGACGGGCUCUUUGCUACAUGGCAAGUGUGGUAGAUUGGCCCUACGCUUUCUCAAGGAGCGCCAGUAUGCCAAGGAUGGAGAUAGUUCACUUUCACAUGCUCAAAUGCGUGAACUUCGGCUGCUCUUGCACAUCGCUAAAACAGCUCCCAUCAGACUCAUUGAGGUCCUGAAGCCCCCCCAGAAGCCAGUGGUCAUCUACUCUGAUGCGAGCUUUGAGAAUGGGACUGCCAAGUGUGGUUGGGUCAUUUUCCCACCGGGGGAGCGCCCUUUAGGCCAGUCUGUUGUCAUCCCACCAGAGUGGAUUUCACAAUGGGAGCCUCGUGAUACGCAGAUUUUCGCAGCCGAGGCCUUUUGUUCGCUGCUGGUACCUGUUAAUCUGCCUCAUGUUUUUCGUGGGCAAGAUAUUCUGUGGUUUAUAGACAACGAGGCAGCUGCGGCCGCCAUCAUCCGAGGUAGUAGUUCCUCUGCAGAUGUUGAUGCUAUAGUUCAGAUUUCAGCUAUCUUGGCCCUUCGUCUGGAGUCUAGGAUUUGGGUGGAGUGGAUCAAUUCUGAUUCCAAUCCUUCUGAUGGGCUAUCCCGUGAUGGUUUGGCCGAUGCUUGGACUUUGGAUCAGGGAUGGGAUCUCUCCGUAGCUCAGCUUCCUAGCCCAGCCCUGCACGAAACAUUGGAGACAUUGGGACUCGCGUUCGAUGAUCAGAAUCGUUUUGCAUCUUUCAUGCAGACAUUUGGCAUCGAUUCUUUCCAAUGUACACAUUAG